UCCUCAAGUCAAGUAGAGUGGUGUGAGGCAAGUUAGAAAGGUCAGCAAUGGCGAAGUUUUCGAAUAGUGUUGUAGUUCUCCUAAUGUUGCUCAUCGCAGCAUGGAGGACAAUGCCGGUGCUAUCCCAUUUUCAAAUUACCAAGCCAGCAGCAGGGUCGGAUUUUGAUUACGGACGCCAGGUGAAGAAUGAGAACAAGGCAAGCACGCCAGAUGCAGAAUUCAGCAAGGCAGCCGGUGAGGCUACAGUUGUGCUCAAGGCCAAGGAAGAACUGUCAAAGCGCAUGGUGAAACACAUACAGACCAUCGUCGUAAGCCCCCAAAUCGCGUUACAAAUGAAAUUGGUGUUAUUGAUUAAGUCGGCGGAGUUUAUGAGAGCCAUGGCCGGAGAUGUCGCGGAUCAGAUGACCAUAGUUGGCCAACAACACCCUACUGUUGCUUCCGCGGACAUCGUGGCAGCACUCAGGCUUCAACAGGAGAUCCUUAAGAAGGCCGCAGAACGUUGCAAGGCUAUCUCCCUCGAUGCUGCAAUGCCAGAAAAUGAGAAGUAUGAGUUGGUGAAGGGUGUGGCACGCGACCUUUCUACAGUUGCAGGAAACAUAGCCAUCAGCAUGUCAUCACUGGCUGAGGAUGCAGUUGGAGUAUCUGGCCGUGUAGCAGCCGGUGUUGAUAUCAAUGCUCGUGUUGAGACUGAGAGUCAAGCUCUGGCUAGAGCUGAAGCUAAAGCUGUUGUUGAAGCUGUUGCUGAUGCUCAAGCUAUAGAUAAAGCUGAAGAUAAAGCCAUUGCUGCAGCUGAAGCUAGUGCUGGACCUGGAGGAGAAGCUAAAGCAAGUAAGAGCAGUAGCUUCAGCGGUGCUGGAGGAUAUGAAGGUGGCAAAACUGAUGCAGAUGACACAACUACUUCUGGUGGUGGUGAGGUAGGGGGUAACGGCAAAGCAGAUGUCGAUGCCACUGCUGGAGGAGAAGCUAAAGCAAGUAAGAGCAGCAGUUCCAGCGCAAGUGGCGAUGCUGGAGGAAAUGAAGGUGGAAAAACUGAUGCCGAUGCAACUACUUCUAGUGGCGGUGAGGUAGGGGGUAGCGGCAAAGCAGAUGCCGAUGCCACUGCUGGAGGAGAAGCUGAAGCAAGUAAGAGCAGCAGUUCCAGCGCAAGUGGCGAUGCUGGAGGAAAUGAAGGUGGCGAAACUGAUGCGGAUGCAACUACUUCUAGUGGCGGUGAGGCAGGAGGUAGUGGCAAAGGAGAUGUCGAUGCCACUGCUGGAGCUGGAGGAGAAGCUAAAGCAAGUAAGAGCAGCAGUAUCAGCGCAAGUGGCGAUGUUGGAGGAGAUGCAGGUGGCAAGACUGAUGCGGAUGCAACUACUUCUAGUGACGUUAAGGCAGGGGGUAACGGCAAAUCAUAUGUCGAUGCCAGUACUGGAGGUGGUGGAGCAGAUGUCGAUGCCACCGCUAGAGCUGGAGAAGCUAAAGCAAGUAAGAGCAGCAGUUUCAGCGCAAGUGGCGAUGCUGGAGGAGAUGCAGGUGGCAAAACUGAUGCGGAUGCAACUAUUUCUAGUGGCGGUAAGGUGGGGGAUAGUGGCAAAGCAGAUGUUGGUGCCAGUGCUGAAGGUGGUGGCUUGAACUAUUAAAUAUAAGUAUACGUAGUGGCCACAAUAAAAGUUUGCCACUGAGCUUCUUCUCUUUAAUUGCCUGGGACUGGGCCCACCAGUAAACUUUGGUGUUGCUCAAAUCAAUAGCUCCAGUGCACCUCUCCAUUUCUCCUUUGAGGCUACUAGUGGAUAGGCGCACAUGUUGACAUAAAAGAGUUUAUAAGGGUGAAAUCACAAUGUUUUUUUAAAAUAAUAAUAAAAAUAGUUCUAUGGAUGUUGUACGACAAAUAUUUUGUUACAAAGUUAAUUAUACGGAAAGUCAAUAGAAACAACGUCCAGUCAUCGAGUAUGUCCUUUAAAUGUACUCCUAUUGAUGUUUGAGUGCAUUCGCAUUGAAACCA
Sorghum bicolor (sorghum) is the source of this 1981-nucleotide messenger RNA. RefSeq names its product circumsporozoite protein. NCBI's taxonomy places the organism in Eukaryota, Viridiplantae, Streptophyta, Magnoliopsida, Poales, Poaceae. Bases 48 to 1619 code for a protein of 523 amino acids. The record is from RefSeq and is a predicted model, not a curated record. The transcript is spliced from 3 exons.